Neltuma alba is the source of this 198-nucleotide messenger RNA. RefSeq names its product stress-induced protein KIN2-like. The record is from RefSeq and is a predicted model, not a curated record. NCBI's taxonomy places the organism in Eukaryota, Viridiplantae, Streptophyta, Magnoliopsida, Fabales, Fabaceae. The transcript has 3 exons. The coding region runs from base 1 to 198 and encodes 65 amino acids.
AUGGACUCCAACAAGGCAAGUUACAAUGCCGGACAAGCCAAAGGCCAAGCUCAGGAAAAGGCAAGCAGCAUGAUGGAUAAGGCUAGAGAUGCAGCACAAUCUGCAAAAGAAUCCAUGCAAGAGGGAGGUCAACAACUGCAGGCAAAGGCACAGGGAGCUGCAGAUGCAGUGAAAGAUGCAACUGGAACCAACAACUGA